Messenger RNA from Symbiodinium pilosum, 1515 nucleotides. The record is from the annotation of a GenBank genome assembly. NCBI's taxonomy places the organism in Eukaryota, Dinophyceae, Suessiales, Symbiodiniaceae.
GACUUCAGCAUUGAGGACCUGCACGUUGAUGGCUACAAGGAGGGCGUAUUGACGGAAUUCAUCAAAAAAUGCAACGAUCGGGAUGGCGGCACACGUGUGGAUUGCAAUCAGGCCGUCAAGGUCUACAUUGACGUGAACCCCCAUGAGCUGAAGAAGAUUGAUGACCAAAACGAAGAGUUUUCCAUGAUCUUCGUGCUGAAGCUGUUCUGGUUGGAUCCUGACCUCAAACACUUCGAGACGACAUUGACCGUGCGCAAUCCCGACGACUCGCUUGAGGCCCAUUUGCGCGACAUGAAAGUGUUGAUUACAAAGAUGUUUGCAAAUGGUGACCUGGAGUAUGUGGACCUCAGCAAUGGGCCCAAGCAGAAGCGAAUAAUGAAGAAAGAUGACUACAUAGCCAUCCAAGACCCAAACUGGGAGAGGUAUUUCUUUCCCGACUUCUCCUUCCUCAACCUGCAGGAUGAGGCUAAGAAACUCCUGGACAGCAAAACUUUGCUUUGGAGCGGUCCAAAGGGUGGAUUCGUGUGCUGCUCUGUCAAGUACGAUGCCACCUUCCAAGAAGGUCUUGAGUUGAAGUACUUCCCACUGGAUCGCCAACUCUGCAGGAUCACCAUCUCAGCCGAGAAGCCGGUCCAGGAUUUUCAGUUCGUUCCCGUCCACGGCAAGAAAAAGAUCAGUCAGCUCUGCGACAUGUGGGGAACCGAUGAUGCCAUCCAGGAGAAGUGUACGGUUUACGUACGUCACUGCGAUAGGCUGUUCCCAUACGAUGUGCAGCGCUCCUGUGUAAAGGUCCUCUUCCACCUGGAACGCAAAGGUGACUACUACUUUCACAGCGUUCUCGUCAUGGUUUUCCUGGUGAACAUUAUCAGCCUGUGUGCUUUCUCGAUUCCGUUAACCGAUGCCAGCGGCCGACUAGGCCAUGUCAGUACAUCCUUCCUGGCCGUCCUAGCAUAUCGUUAUGUCAUUGACGAGUCGCUGCCGCGCAAGGAGUACCUGACGGCCGCAGAUGUGUAUAUCAUCUUUGCCUGCAGCUUUCAAGUCGUCAUUUGCAUUGAGACUGUGAUCCUCUCACUCUUGAUUUCUCAACUUGAUGAGGAAGCCGAAUCGAUCUUCAGAACAUACACAUAUAUCGAUCGUUCCCUGGGCACCGCGCUUCUGGUCAUUUGGCUUGCUGUGAAUGCCUACCUGCGCUAUCUGUGGAAAUCCGGCCAGAAGGAAACCUGGCAGAACGUGUACAAGAGCAACAAAGAGCCCUAUGCGCCCAUUGAGACGUGCGCAGCAUGCGGCCACCAAUCCCUGAGCAAGCAGUGCCAGCACAGCCACACGGACAAGAGCUGUUCAAACUGUGGUUCCAAAGCCAUCGAAACAGUUUAUUACACGCCACACGACCGGUCACCCAUCGUUCCGCCCCAACGCUUUCCACCGACGCCACCGGAGCUCAAAGAAGCCAAAGCGACGGCUGGGAUGGCUGCAACAUGGACUGCGCCUAACAGGGCGCUCCCACCGUUCAGUGCU